This is a messenger RNA of Psilocybe cubensis, 468 nucleotides long. RefSeq lists its product as uncharacterized. Lineage: Eukaryota; Fungi; Basidiomycota; Agaricomycetes; Agaricales; Agrocybaceae. Gene Ontology annotation, molecular function: poly(A)-specific ribonuclease activity; nucleic acid binding. Bases 1 to 468 code for a protein of 155 amino acids. The record is from RefSeq and is a predicted model, not a curated record. Gene Ontology annotation, cellular component: P-body; CCR4-NOT complex; CCR4-NOT core complex. The transcript is spliced from 2 exons.
AUGAGGGCGUCUAAGGCCCUCAAAGGUGGCUUGCAAGAAGUUGCAGACGACCUCGGCGUCAUGCGCAUCAGCACGGGUCAGCAUGAGCAAACUGGCUCUGACUCUCUCCUGACAGCUUCAAUUUUCUUCAAGAUGCAAGAAAUUUACUUCGAUGAUCACAUUGAUGACGCAGAGUAUUCAGGGAAGCUAUACGGUCUUGGACAAACCUUUUCGAUGUCAAAUAGGUUGACUGAUCCCGCAAGAGGAGGGGUUACGAUCGCCGAGAGAGAAGAUAGAGGUUCAGUAAGGGACGCUCACAACCAAACACCUGGACCCAACAAUGGUAGCAGCCAGCAAACACAGCCGACGUCGAUGACGUUGGGUCCUAUGACAGCUGGUAUACAACCUGCCAUGACACCUGGUGGAUAUGGCUCCAUGAACAAUGGACCACAAGCAUACAUGCGGACGAUGGUAGGGGGAGGGCGUUAA